GAGCUGGGCGUUUAGCUAACACACGUCACACCGCUGCUAACCACGUGUUCUGGACAACGACAGAUGUGUUAGAACAUCCCCGGCACCGAUCUGAGACCAGUUUAGUCAUCGGCACCGAUCUGAGACCAGACUCCCCAGUCACCUUUAAUGCAGUCGGGAUCCUGACAGCAGCAGCUAUGUUGGCGAGGACCACCCUGAGCAGAGGAAUUACUGCCCUCCGCCUUGCUAAGAAUGUGACUCUGUACGUGAAUGAAUUGGCAUCUCCAGCCUCAGGAAGCCAGACCCUGGCAUCUGAAGAUCACAAACCACUCAUGCUGAUGCUCCCGUGGAUGGGUUCGCGUCCCCAAGCUGUGGCAAAGUAUUGUGAGAUCUACUUCCGCACGGGCUUGGAUGUCCUCGUAGUGGAGAGUGAGGUGACUCACUUCCUGUGGCCUCGCUGGGGUCUGGAUCAUGGAAAGAAUUUGAUCGAGUUGCUCCAGAGCGAACGCUUUGUGUCCCGCCCACUCCUCGUCCAUGCCUUCUCUAUCGGUGGCUACACGUAUACCCAGCUGCUGGUUCACGUGUCCCAGGACAUGCAGAAAUAUCAGGCGCUCGCAAAGAGGAUCAAAGGGCAAGUCUUUGAUAGCUUGGUGGUGGGCUCUGUGGAGAUGAUGGCCUCAGGUCUAGGAAAGACCGUGUUUCCUCGUUUGGAGUCACUGGUAAAAAAGGUGAGCAUGCUUUACUUUGGCACGUUCAAACAGCAAACGGUGGACUACUACAACAGAAGCAUCGAUGUGUUUUGGAACACACCAAUCCCCGCCCCCUCACUGUUCCUCUUUUGCGAGAACGAUCUGAUAAGCGACGCGCAGACUAUGGUGGAAUUGAUCGACUUCUGGCGAAAGCGCGGGAUUAACAUCACCUCAAAGAAGUGGGCGGAUUCAACACACGCAGGUCACCUGAAGAGGCACCCCCAGGAGUAUGUGACCACACUGGAAUUAUUCUUCUCUUCACUCAACAUCGCUCCGCUGAAGGCCAAGAUGUAAGAGGGUGUCACUUAAACUUGAUUCCACGUCAGGUUGAGUGUUCCUGUUUUCUUUGUUUCCCCUAAAUGUUUGUUGUCUUUUUGUGUAUGGAUCAUUAAAACAGGCAAUUGUA
Platichthys flesus (European flounder) is the source of this 1134-nucleotide messenger RNA. RefSeq lists its product as uncharacterized. NCBI's taxonomy places the organism in Eukaryota, Metazoa, Chordata, Actinopteri, Pleuronectiformes, Pleuronectidae. Gene Ontology annotation, molecular function: serine hydrolase activity. Bases 177 to 1022 code for a protein of 281 amino acids. The record is from RefSeq and is a predicted model, not a curated record. The transcript has 4 exons.